Olea europaea var. sylvestris is the source of this 918-nucleotide messenger RNA. RefSeq lists its product as uncharacterized. The coding region runs from base 279 to 677 and encodes 132 amino acids. The transcript is spliced from 2 exons. Lineage: Eukaryota; Viridiplantae; Streptophyta; Magnoliopsida; Lamiales; Oleaceae. The record is from RefSeq and is a predicted model, not a curated record.
AUCAAGGCGUGAGAUAACUCACUCAUGUCCUUUGCACCACUGGACUAUGCCCCGGGGGCUUCUACAUGGUAUAACUAUUCGUAUGUAUAGCAUUGUUGGGUUUGAAAGAUGGAAAAAUCUAGAAGAGUAUACGGACAUCCAACAUCUGUACAUAGAAGGUGGUUCCCACAAAAAAACAUUAUUUUACUAUAAUUUUACAAGUAUAAGCUGCCAAUAUAAAGGAAUAGUCGACGUCCGUAUUCAUUUCUAGAAGGCCAAAUUUGUGAGCUUCAAUUCAAAUGGAACAUUCCAUUAAGUAUAUGUUAAACAAAGACCAAAUCUUACACUAUAAUAUAAAAACACAAGAAACUGCCAACCAUCCCACCACAUUGAUCAUUACAAAUUUCAUUAAACUUUCGAAUUGGAGCCCGACAGACAUGGGUUUAUUAAAGCCUUGUCUAUAUUUUGGGAUGAUUUUUGUUAUAUUAAGUUUUGCAUCUCGAGAAACUACAAGAGCAGAAGCUAGGCCACUUCCCUUGCCACCUCAACAAAAGUACUCGAAGAUUUUUGCAACUCUUGGAGUGGUUUGUCAGUGCUGUGAUGGAGCUGUUGGUGGUUCUUCUGGUGGAGGAGAAUGUAAAGAUACUUGGGUUGGAUCUUGCUCCAAGCUCCGCUGUCUUCCAUGGAAAUUGCAAUAGCCUGUGUACAUGUAUUAUAGAUAGACAUCUUUCCAUUCAUUUAACACAGAUAUAUAUACAGGAAUGUGUAGGAUCUUUCUUUACCUUUUUUUUUCUCUUUGUUAAUUUUUCAAUCGAGAAAUCCAUGAGUCAGGAUUGUGUUAUACUGCUGAAAGGACCGAUAGAAAAAGAAAUCCGACUCCAUGUCUUGACCAUGUAUGAAACAAAAGUGAAUUCGAUAAUCAACAUGAAAUUUUGCUAA